AUGCUGCGUUUUCUGUGCUUCACGAACUCCAGUGUUCUUCGUCCAGUGGAUCCCAUACGAACUGCUCUGUGCCGUGCCUCAGCUGCAGCUGCACCGGUCCCGGCAGCCAAGAAGCCGUCGCUUUCGAAGCCAGGCCGUCCGAAUAUUGUACUGGUGGAUGCUGUGCGGACGCCAUUCUUGCAGUCUGGAACCGCCUUCAGGAACAUGAUUUCCAAUGAUCUGCAAAAGGCCGCGCUUUUAGGUUUCAGUUUUUUUUUCACGUUUGUGCAUGCUUUUUUCUUAAUUCUCCUCAAUUUCUAUUGUAUUUGGAUCAAAUUUCGAGUACCAAUUUGUCAGCACAAUGUUUGGCUCAACAUAUCACUGCUAAGCAUUUCCUGUCCUACCUUCAGCAUUGUUACUGGCAUUACCUCUCUUCUUAUGCGCACCCACACUAAGCUGAAUUAUUCAGUUUUAACUGAUCUGAAAAUGUUUUAUCGAAAUUCGAGCACUGCUUGCUUUGCAGCUUUGGUGGAUCGGACCAAAGUGAAUAUGGAUGAAGUGGGGCACAUUGUAUGUGGUACUGUGAUCCAGGAAUGCAAAACCAGUAACGUGGCCCGUGAGGCUGCUCUCACUGCUGGAUUUUCGAAUAAGGUACCCACCAAAAUUGCUGUCGUCAACUUUGGUGAUAUUUUGACAAAAGUGCACUUAGCUCAUCGCAUUUCAAACGUAAUCACAACGCUACCAUUUGAAAGGCAUUACAGUCAGGGCCUUAUCGUUUGA
Gongylonema pulchrum is the source of this 759-nucleotide messenger RNA. Lineage: Eukaryota; Metazoa; Nematoda; Chromadorea; Rhabditida; Gongylonematidae. The record is from the annotation of a GenBank genome assembly.